This is a messenger RNA of Closterium sp. NIES-67, 1726 nucleotides long. Lineage: Eukaryota; Viridiplantae; Streptophyta; Zygnematophyceae; Desmidiales; Closteriaceae. The record is from the annotation of a GenBank genome assembly.
CUUGCCCAGCGCAUAUAACGUAGAGCAAAACACGCACCAUUCAAUUAUCUUUUGACGAUUUCCACAUAUUACAGUGUAUAGCUUCCAUUUGACACCCGUCCCUCCCAGCUCGUGAGAAUGGCUAGAGCCACGCUUCUCGCGCUCUCCCUGGCGCUUCUCCUCGCAGUCGCGCGCGCCGGCAGCCCCAUCACGAGCUCGUCCGCCAACGAGAAGCCCGACCAGAGCAGCAAGAAGGACGAUGGUCUUAUGACCGUAAUUCCUGCUGCUAUUGCGAAAGCCGCUGCGUCAGGCGACGCGGCUGGUGUUACCUACGUCGAUACCGCUCAGGAUACGUUUUUCAUGGCUGACGUGAAGAAAGCGGGGUGGAACGCGCAGAAGUGCCCGCCCGGUUUGAACAAGGAGCUGGCGGGAGCGUGCACGCCCAAGAACUGCUCCAAGGGUGGAAUCGCCGCCAAGUGGAAGACCGCCUACCUGCAAAAGAACAAGCUCGGUUACGAGCUGUACGUGCCGGGUAACCCGCUGACGCUGCUCAAGGCGAACCCCUCUUCGUGCUGCAACACGUGCGCCUCGACGCCCCUGUGCACGUACUGGCAGUAUAUCCCUGACAUCACGAUCGACGGGAAGAAGGGCAAGGGCGCGUGCUACCUGAUUCACGACCAGAUCGACUUCACGUGCGGAGAGAUGACCGCGCAGUACAGCACGGAGACGAAGCCCGUGCCCCUGCAGGUGCGCAUCGGCGGCGAGUGCAACCCCGCGGCGAAGAUCCUCAACGACCCGCAUCUGGUGGGCGCGCACGGCACGCACUUCGACUUCAACGGCCGCCCAGACAAGGCCUUCUGCCUGCUCACCGACCGCGACCUCCACGUGAACAUGCUCCUCCGCGGCUACUACGACGAGAGGACCGACAACGCGGCGCUGGUUGUUGACGGCAAGGCAGUGCACACGUGGAUUAAGGAGCUUGGCAUUGUCUGGACUGCCGGCGGCGUGGACCACAAGAUUCGGCUGGCGGCGCGCGGCGGCAAGCAGCAGGAGCGUGGCGAUGGAUUCAUGAAGAGCAUCGAGAUCGACGGCGAGGAGAUCCCUCGCAUGCAGGUCGGCGACAGCGUUACCGGCGCCGGCGGGCUUAAGGUCGAAUUCCGCGGGCUCGAGAAGGAGGGACCGUUCGAUGUUGACUACUACCUGCUCACGAUCGACGGCCUGGUUUCCCUUGAUCUCCGCCUCCGCGUGGCCCACCCCAAGCUGCAAACCCCGUCCGACGCCGAGGCGCACAUUAAUGUCGGAAUUGCGGAGCUGGAGCACACGGAGGAGAUUCACGGCGUGCUCGGACAAACCUACCGCGCGGAUCACACUCAGCGCGCCGCGGACUUCCAGCGCCUGAUCGCUAGCCUGCACCGUCCGAUCUCCGCCGAUGGCGCGGAGGGCAAGGGCUUCCUUGAUGGCACGCCCAGGUCGUACGAGGCGAGCGACGUGCUCGCUGUGGAUUGCGCUUAUACCGCGUACGGCCGCGCCAGACAAGUCAUGCCCGUGCAGCCGUAAAGAGCUCGGUUACAGCUCUACACGUGUAUUGUAUAGUGGGCUGAAUGCAUACAUAGGAACCUAGACUACAAGCAUGCUAAAGCCUGAGUUGGUGGGUCUCUAACUAAUGGUUACAUUUUUUUAUUAUCUGUUGGCACCAAUCAGAACCAAGGAAUAUUGACCUGUUUCAGCAUAAAAAAACCUCUGGGUC